Molecule: messenger RNA, 567 nt
Organism: Diaporthe amygdali
Lineage: Eukaryota; Fungi; Ascomycota; Sordariomycetes; Diaporthales; Diaporthaceae
Exons: 2
Coding region: 1-567 (188 amino acids)
Source: RefSeq, a predicted model, not a curated record
AUGGCGAGAAAUAAGAACAGACUGUAUAUUGCAAUUUAUCCCAGCGGCAGGGGCGAGAACAGAUAUCACUGGGCACUGAUGAUUGGGCCAAAGGCUGAAGAUGGUGCAGUCCGUGGUCAACGCCAUCAUGUCAAGAACCAGAUGGUUGGCGGCUGGAGUUAUGUAUCGAACCAAGUUCGAGAUGUUCGGGUCACGGUUCAGCUUCUGGCGCGUGUAACGAUCGCGAAGAUAGAAGAUGAGGCGCGAUUGAUAGAGAUCAUACAAAAUGUGCCAGUUGAUCCAGGUGAUUGGCACGGCCGAGACGACGGGAGUGAGCCUGAGUGGGGCUGCCGAAUUUGGCUUUUGGCGGCGUUGAGAUUUAUCAAGGACGAUCCGUGCGUCCUCGGCACGAAUGUCUUCAGUGAAAUGGAGGGACCUGAAGGCAUUUUGGAAACAGCAAAGGGUUUUGUUGAGGGUAAAAUCGCCUCCGGGCGGUAUGAUUCACAUGCCAUGGAGCCCAAGCCGCUCUUGGAUCUUAUGACGGGAAAGGAGACGUACGCAGAUAUCAAUCUCAAAGCUAAAUUAUAA